Moesziomyces antarcticus is the source of this 525-nucleotide messenger RNA. Its product is annotated as thioesterase/thiol ester dehydrase-isomerase. The record is from RefSeq and is a predicted model, not a curated record. Gene Ontology annotation, molecular function: fatty acyl-CoA hydrolase activity. Lineage: Eukaryota; Fungi; Basidiomycota; Ustilaginomycetes; Ustilaginales; Ustilaginaceae. Bases 1 to 525 code for a protein of 174 amino acids. The transcript has a single exon.
AUGACGCUCACUUCGCCCUCAGCAUGCCUGCGGUUCGUGCAGCGUAUCUGUCGUUCGUUCCAGUCCAUCUCGGGUCACGAUGCAGUCACCAUUCCCCAGCUCAAGAUCAACAGCGCCCGGCCAGGCUUUGUCGCAGCCACGUUUACCAUUGGCAAGCACAACCUCAACCGCCUAGGCUCGCUGCAUGGAGGUUGCAUCGCCACACUCACCGAUACUAUGGGAUCCCUAGCCAUCGCAUCCAAAGGGCUCUAUUCGACGGGCGUUAGCACGGAUAUCAACACGACCUACGUCAAGGCUGCAGGCACCGCAGGUACCACGAUCAAUGUCCAGGCCCAUCUCAUCAGCAUGGGCAAGACGCUGGCGUUUACAAGGGUCGAGUUGCUCCAUCAAGACAGCGGUCAGCUACUGGCGUAUGGAAGCCAUACAAAGUACAUCAAGGCCGCCAUGAGGGAUGCUGAAAACGUCACUUUUGAUCCCGACGGUCAGAAUGUGGUCGAAGGAAAACAACCCCAAGAAUGGAAGUAG